This is a messenger RNA of Suillus plorans, 1267 nucleotides long. Its product is annotated as aquaporin. The transcript is spliced from 9 exons. Bases 102 to 1109 code for a protein of 335 amino acids. Gene Ontology annotation, molecular function: water channel activity; glycerol channel activity. NCBI's taxonomy places the organism in Eukaryota, Fungi, Basidiomycota, Agaricomycetes, Boletales, Suillaceae. The record is from RefSeq and is a predicted model, not a curated record. Gene Ontology annotation, cellular component: plasma membrane. Gene Ontology annotation, biological process: water transport; glycerol transmembrane transport.
CGAGGCUAGAUACGUGACUAAACCAUUUCGACGUAUAAAUAUGAUUCUUCAGGUGCCUCUCCUCUCCCUGCUGGCUCCCCGAAUCGUAUCCCUUGCGAAUCAUGUCGAUAAUCACUGAGAAGCCAGAAGAAGUAUACAUAGAGAAUGUUGGCUCUUGCGACGACCAAGGAUGCACUUCCUCGGUUAGCAUGGUAUUUCCUAACAGGUGGUCGAGGUUCAGGUAUGCUAUCCGUGAACCAGCGGCCGAGUUUCUAGGUACAAUGAUCUUCGUGAUCUUCGGUACCGGUGUCAACUGUCAAAUGUUUCUAUCCAUAAACCCGAAUGUUGAAGCGGUCCCAAGAGGGGAUUUCCUUUCGCUCAACUUCGGCUGGGCUGCAGGCGUGGCACUCGGGGUGUGGAUCGCAGGAGGUAUAUCUGGGGGGCACUUAAACCCUGCGAUCACGUUUACUCUGGCAGUUUUCCGGGGGUUUCCUUGGAAAAAGGUGCCAUACUACAUCUUCGCUCAGCUACUGGGCGCAUUUUGUGGUGCUGGUGUUGUCUAUGCCAACAACUUCCAUGCUAUAGACAUAGUAGAAGGCGGACCUGGCAUCCGAACUAUUAGUGGUUCGGGAGAUCUUCUUGCUACAUAUGCCGCAAGCUUCCUGACCCCUGUCUCAUGCUUCUUUUCCGAGUUUUUGGGCUCUGCAAUAUUAAUCAUUGCUGUACUCUGCAUCACUGACAAGAGAAAUGGACCGCCCCCACAGGGUCUCGUCCCUCUUGCCCUAUUCAUUGUGAUACUCGGCAUUGGGACUUCUCUCGGCAUGAACACGAGCUAUUCCCUGAAUCCCGCUCGAGAUUUGGGGCCAAGAAUCUUCACGGCGGCCGUAGGCUAUGGAACUGCAGUGUUCACCUACCGCAAUCAAUAUUGGUUAUGGUGCAUUGUGCUUGGUCCAGUCACAGGGAUGUUGUGCGGUGCAUUCGUUUAUGAUACCUUAAUUUUCGAAGGCGGCGAAAGCAUUAUAAAUAAACCUAACACCCAAGCCAUAGAUCGCUAUCUUCGGAACUCAGGACAGAGAGAACAGCUCCCUAUGAGGAUCGAGGAUGCUCGGAUGAACAUUGACAACACAUGAUCUUUGACAAGAACGUGUUUUCUCCAGCUUCGGCAAAUGUCGCCCACCAUGUCUGAUCUCCAUUUCCCCAAUGGUAAUUGGGAUACAUGUAAUGAUAGAUAGUGGUCUGAUUGUGCGGCUGAAUUUUUCAUUCUAAAUACAAACUGAACCAUCGGAUG